Molecule: messenger RNA, 1186 nt
Organism: Micropterus dolomieu (smallmouth bass)
Lineage: Eukaryota; Metazoa; Chordata; Actinopteri; Centrarchiformes; Centrarchidae
Gene: camsap1a
Product: calmodulin regulated spectrin-associated protein 1a
Exons: 6
Coding region: 344-1186 (280 amino acids)
Biological process (GO): cytoplasmic microtubule organization; negative regulation of microtubule depolymerization
Cellular component (GO): microtubule minus-end
Molecular function (GO): microtubule minus-end binding; calmodulin binding
Source: RefSeq, a predicted model, not a curated record
CUGACAGGAGACAACAGUCCCCAUAGAGAGGGCUGUCCGAGCUCCGUUAGACCUGCUAGUCCUCUCUCGGGGGCGUCAAUAUGAAACAGCCGGCUUCGGGAUAUUAAUAAUUUCCUCGAAAACAGACUUCCGGAUGGUUGCCAAACAGAUUUUUUAAUUAUUGGAUUAACCACCAGCCGCAGCUUUAUCCUGAGAGGCCGGAGAUUUGUGUCGCUGGGCAGGGAGGAGUCCUCUGUUAUUUCACCGUUAACGUUAGCUGAAGCCGGAACAACAUGUCGGCGUUUUAACUACACCUCCAUCUCAAACAUAAAGCUGAGGAGAGGACCCAAUGCACUCUUAAAGGAUGGAUGUGGGGGUGAGUGCUGGCAGGGACAGCACCUGGAGGAGAGCAGCGGCCGCAGAUGAUGCAGGAGAGAGCAUGGAGGCUCAGGUCGUGCCGCUGGAGCUCUACGACUCUGCAAGAGCCAAAAUAGACGCAAAUCUCCGCUGGUUGUUUGCCAAAGCUCAUGGUACAGAUCACAUCCCUACAGACCUACGGGACCCCUUUUAUACUGACCAGUAUGAGCAGGAACACAUCAAGCCCCCCAUCAUCCGCCUGCUGCUGUCUGGAGAGCUGUACUGCCGGGUGUGCGGCCUCAUCCUGCACGCUGAACAGGCUGCCUCCCUUCAAAGCCACCAGUCUGUCAUGCAGGCUCUGUCCAGGAAAGGCAUCUAUGUCCUGCAGACAGACAACACACCUGUCUCUGAUCUGGACCUCAGCUCGGCUCCGAUCAAGAUGAGCUCCCACAUCCACCUUAUUGAUGCCCUGAUGAUGGCCUACACUGUGGAGAUGAUCAGCAUAGAGAAGGUGGUGUCCAGCGUCAAGCGUUUUUCCAACUUCAGUGCCUCCAAGGAGCUCCCUUUUGACCUGGAAGACGCAAUGGUUUUUUGGAUCAACAAGGUGAACAUAAAGAUGAGGGAGAUCAUGGAAAAAGAGCUGAAAAUGAAGCAACAUCUGCUGGAUUCACCCAGUCACCAAAAGGUACGUUACCGCAGAGAUCACCUGUCUGGUCGGACAUUUCAGCACUUCCCUCUGUUGGACGACCUGUUGAAGGAUGUGUCUGACGGCACAGCUCUGCUGUCUGUGAUCCACUUCUAUUGCCCAGAGCUCAUUAGAUUGGAAGGUACAGUAACACUGGACUGCUAG